UGAAAAGCUAAUGCAGCGAUGCGCAGAUGUUUAGUACGGUGUUAUACUCUCGCCUAGCCGGUUCAAUUAUCGCUGAUUGUGCGCUACGUUCUGUCGCAACGAGAUGAGUUUACGUUGUUUGUUAGUUUGUAUGGUGAUAUGGAUUCAUUCCACUUCGGCUGGUUACAUUCAGGAGAACGAAGUUGGGCAAUAUGAACCAACAUGGGAAAGUUUGGACUCGCGUCCCCUUCCGCAGUGGUACGACGAUGCAAAGGUUGGAAUAUUCUUGCACUGGGGUGUGUAUGCGGUACCCAGUUAUGGAUCGGAGUGGUUCUGGAUCAAUUGGCAAGGAAGCAAAUACGAAAACUAUGUGGAGUUCAUGACGAAGAACUUCAAACCGGGCUUCACGUAUCAGGAUUUUGCAAGCGAUUUCACCGCUGAGCUGUUCAACGCAACUGAAUGGGCCCUGCUCUUUGCCAAAUCUGGUGCUCGGUACGUAGUCCUUACCAGCAAACAUCACGAAGGGUUCACCUUGUGGCCGUCCAAGUACACCUUCAGUUGGAACUCGUUAGACGUGGGACCUCAUCGUGACAUCUUGGGGGAACUUUCGACUGCGAUCAGGAACAAUACCAAGCUUACUUUUGGAGUUUACUAUUCGCUGUUUGAGUGGUUCAAUCGACUCUAUGAGGAUGAUAAACUUCACGUUUUCCUCAAACAUGACUACGUAGACUUCAAGGUGUGGCCUGAGUUGAAGGAGUUAAUUACCAAAUACAAACCGGAGGUCCUAUGGAGCGAUGGCGAUUGGGAAGCCCCUGAUGGCUACUGGAAGGCCAAGGAGUUCUUCACGUGGUUGUACAACGAAUCGCCAGUCAGGGACACCAUCGUUACAAACGACCGGUGGGGCAUCGGAACCCUUUGCCUUCAUGGCGAUUUCCGUACUUGCCACGACCGUUAUAAUCCAGGUGUCCUCCAACCGCACAAGUGGGAGAAUGCAUUGACAAUUGAUAAGAAAAGCUGGGGUCAUCGGCAAGAUGCUAGGCUGGAAGAUUUUAUGACUUCUGAAGAGUUGAUUGCGGAGAUUGCCUCGACGGUAAGCUGCGGUGGUAACAUUUUGAUCAAUGUUGGUCCCACGAAGUAUGGAACGAUUGAUGCGAUUUUCGAAGAGCGGUUGACGCACAUGGGACGUUGGUUGAAAACCAAUGGAGAAGCCAUCUACAAGAGCCGACCGUGGACGUAUCAGAACGAUACCGCAACACCGAAUGUCUGGUACACUUCAAAGACGUUGAAAACGGUGGAUGAAGGUGUGAAUUUUACCAACGUGUAUGCUAUUGUACUGAACUACCCGUUCAAAACCAAUAGUGUUGUUUUGGGUGCACUAGAUAAACAUUAUGCAAAAAUUGUUCAAAUCACUAUGCUUGGAUUCAACACCAGCCUUAAGUGGAAACCGAUGGAGACAGGAAUUCAAGUGGAAUUCCCGCCCAAAAACGAAAUAGACCGACUGCAGCUACAUCUUGCAUGGACUUUGAAAAUUGUUCUCUCGACUUAGUGUGGACGUCGUUUCUGAUGGGAGAUAUUUGCGCUGUUUAACGAAGGGACGUAUGAUUUUGUUCCAUUUUAGGUUUCCUCGGAAAAUAAUUUGAAUUAAAUGACUUAAAUUAGUAA
Molecule: messenger RNA, 1641 nt
Organism: Aedes aegypti (yellow fever mosquito)
Lineage: Eukaryota; Metazoa; Arthropoda; Insecta; Diptera; Culicidae
Gene: Fuca
Product: putative alpha-L-fucosidase
Exons: 4
Coding region: 104-1525 (473 amino acids)
Biological process (GO): glycoside catabolic process; fucose metabolic process
Cellular component (GO): lysosome
Molecular function (GO): alpha-L-fucosidase activity
Source: RefSeq, a predicted model, not a curated record